AUGCUGCAAUUUGCAGCAACAUACUGUUCGAGCUUAUUGCUCGCAAGGAAGCGCCCUACCCAGGGCAGCCCUAUACCUCCACCGCCAGCCAAGAGGCGCGCUCUUGCUGAUAUCACAUAUUACCCCUAUGUCGUUAUUGUUCUACGCCAUUAG
Lindgomyces ingoldianus is the source of this 153-nucleotide messenger RNA. RefSeq lists its product as uncharacterized. The transcript has 3 exons. The record is from RefSeq and is a predicted model, not a curated record. Bases 1 to 153 code for a protein of 50 amino acids. NCBI's taxonomy places the organism in Eukaryota, Fungi, Ascomycota, Dothideomycetes, Pleosporales, Lindgomycetaceae.